Phytophthora nicotianae INRA-310 is the source of this 399-nucleotide messenger RNA. RefSeq lists its product as hypothetical. Bases 1 to 399 code for a protein of 132 amino acids. The record is from RefSeq and is a predicted model, not a curated record. Lineage: Eukaryota; Oomycota; Peronosporomycetes; Peronosporales; Peronosporaceae. The transcript has a single exon.
AUGCGCACCAACACGCUAGCCGUAGUUGCAGCCGACGACGCCGGCGAGGUCUUGGGUCAAUAUGUCGGCGAGAUAGAGGACAUCAGCGCUUCGCGGUCUCAACGACCUCGCAACAGUGAUUAUCGACUGGUACUGAGUCAGAGGCCGGAGAGGCUGACCUGGCCGAUCCGCGCUGCAACCAACGUCGAGAGGGUGGGUGGGCUAAUGCGGUCCGUGAACCACGCGUGUGGGCCGGUUGCCAAGUUCGUCGAGGUGGGCAACGUUCAUCGCCUCGCCGUAGCCGUCGCAAGUACGCGACAAGAGGUGACGGUCGACUACAGCGACGAUCAGUGGUUUAUAUGCCGGUGUAGGUCGCCGAGAUGGCGCCACCGCGAUUUGCAAGACGAGAAAGAUCCAUGA